AGCAAGCGGAAGCAUGCAACUUUGAAAUCAGUCUAACGCUGGAUUGAAUGUAUCAAAACACGCUGUCUUUUCAACUCUAAGUGAUGAUUUCUGUUUGAGAGAGCAGCAUGGAUUCAUCAGAGUCAGAGGGAUUGUGUGCACCGGGUCCCUCCUCUGCACACACUCCCAAACCCAAACUCUCUGCAGCGAUGCGGGCUAAGAUCGAGAGGAACCGACAGCAGGCAUUGAUGCUCCGACAAUCCCGACUAGCGAGCCGCCCUUUGUCCGCUGUGGAAGGAGCUACGUCGGCCAAAGUCUCCAAGACCAUCGACUCUGGAGCCGGCUUCUUCAUCGAGGAGGAGGGUUACGGAGAGGAAGAGCAGAAGGCCAGGACAGUUGUGCAUCAGCCAGCUCCAGUAAUCGAGCUAGACUACCUGGUGUGCGAUGACUGUCAAAAACCCUUUAUGGACUCAUACCUUAGCAACAGCUUUGACCUGUCUGUUUGUGACAAGUGCAGAGACAAUGAUGUGAAGCAUAAGCUGAUCUCCCGAACUGAGGCGAAGAAGCAGUACCUGCUGAAGGACUGUGACCUCGACCAGAGAGAGCCUCCGCUCAGGUUCACCCUGAAGAAAAACCCUCACAACUCACACUGGGGAGACAUGAAGCUCUACCUCAAAGUUCAGGUGGAGAAGAGAUGUAUGGAGGUGUGGGGCUCAGAAGAAGCCCUGGAAGAAGCCAAAGACUCAAGAGAAGAGAACAGAGAGGUGCAGAAACAAAAACGCUUCAACAAGAAGGUCAAAGAGCUGCGCAGGGCGGUGAGGAGCAGCAUGUGGACCAAGGACACCAGCGUCCACCAACAUCAGUACGGACCGGAGGAGGUGGUGGAUGCGGAGGAGGACCUCUACAAGAAAACCUGCACCACCUGCGGACAUGAACUAAGCUACGAGAAAAUGUAGACACUCAAACAAACACACACAUAUAUAUAUACUGUAUAUAUACACACACACACACACAGUGACUGUUAUGUGUCUAUAAGGGGAAGAUUUUUUAUUUGUGCAUUUCUAAUGGUAUUUAUUAUGAAAUCAAACAAGGGGCCAAAGUCAUUGUCGCUUGACGCUUACAGGUCAGUGUCAGCAAUGACUUGUUUUUUUAAACUGCUGUUACUGACCUUGCCUUGAACAAAUGUAUAUGUUUAGCAAAUUGCCUUUCACAUCCAUAGCCUAUUGCAACAUUUCCUGUUUCUUUUGUAAUAUAGGGAUUUACCAUGGCAAUAUACCAACGGAGGAAGACACAACAUUGAACUUUCGAAUACCGUCUUGCGUAAAAUAGUGAAAUUUGGAGACCUUGAUAUAACUGGAGAAUAAAUGACGAGUGAAUUUCAUUUCAUUUUUGGAAUUACAGAUUUCAAUUACACGUACAGUGACGUGUUCAUUGUCAUCAUGUCAAUAUUAAGCUUAACUUAUUCUCCUCUCCUUGUCCGGACUGGGUCACAGGUCAUAUUUCAUAUAUAUUUAUAAAUAUAAUCAGUGUUCUCUCCCUCUAUUCACUAAAGCAUACAUUUCAAAUUAUAAUCAGACAUUUUUGAUAAGCGACAAACUGAAAAUGUCCAGAUAUUCAUACCACAAUUACUGCAAAUGCUUAAGACAUGUUUACAUAUUUGUACAUUUUAAGUAAAGGUUCCCUUAAAAGGUCCUGUAUGUUAGUUUUGAUUUGGCUUUGUGAAUUCCAUUGAUCAAAUGUAAUGAAUAAUUAUUUGUACUCUGA
Messenger RNA from Eleginops maclovinus (Patagonian blennie), 1743 nucleotides. RefSeq names its product xeroderma pigmentosum, complementation group A (gene xpa). Gene Ontology annotation, biological process: nucleotide-excision repair involved in interstrand cross-link repair; UV-damage excision repair; base-excision repair. NCBI's taxonomy places the organism in Eukaryota, Metazoa, Chordata, Actinopteri, Perciformes, Eleginopidae. The transcript has 5 exons. Gene Ontology annotation, molecular function: damaged DNA binding. The record is from RefSeq and is a predicted model, not a curated record. Bases 108 to 935 code for a protein of 275 amino acids. Gene Ontology annotation, cellular component: nucleotide-excision repair factor 1 complex.